Messenger RNA from Chenopodium quinoa (quinoa), 3846 nucleotides. RefSeq names its product glutaredoxin-C11-like. Bases 881 to 1189 code for a protein of 102 amino acids. The transcript has a single exon. Lineage: Eukaryota; Viridiplantae; Streptophyta; Magnoliopsida; Caryophyllales; Amaranthaceae. The record is from RefSeq and is a predicted model, not a curated record.
AAAGAGAGUUGUAGAAUUGUCUUUGAUAAAAUAUAAGAGACUUGAUCACAGACAUUAUAUAAAUGAGAAUUUUCACAUCAUGUUCACCAGAUCAUUCAUAUUUAUGAAAUAUAGGUUAGACGGUUUUUAAAUGCAUAUAAGAUUACAUUUGUGAGAAUUCUCAUAUCUCAUUGGUAAUCAACAAUCCCGAGGAAGAAGCAAUAAAGAAAAUGAUUAGGCCUGGGACAUUUUAAUUAAACUUACCUUAGGAGUUCUUAGUCUUGGAUAUUCACAGAAUAUAUGAUACAAAUAAAGAUAACAAAGAUUUUGCUGAUGAACAUUAUUAGAGUAGCAUUGUCAAACUAAUAAACUCUUAGAUUUUCCAAAUCAGAUUAUUGGUGCUUCUGGCUGUCUGCAUAAAGUAUCAAAAGGCCAUGCUGUGGAAUGACAACUCGCAAUGACCGAGAAACAAAGGCUAGAUUCCCUAUUGAAUAAUGAAAGGAAGUUAGAGACUCAGAUUUAGCUUCAUUGUUUCUACAAUAAGGUACAUAUAUAGUCAAAUUUAUCAGCUUCUCUCAAUCGAAAAGACAAGGAAUAACUAACCCAGGAACAAUUAAACACCAUACAAUACAUUUUAAAAAAAAAAGAAAAAAUAGCCUCCGCGAAUCUAUGUGUAAAGUGCAUCACCGGCCUAUGUCCUGCAAAAGAAAAAAUUAUCUGCUGCUGCAUGAUUACCCUUUUUCAGAUGAAGGCUUUUUUCACCCUUAUAAAUUGGUGCUAGAAUGCCAAAGGGUCGAUCCCAUCACAUGAACAUAAACUCAGCACAAAACUACCAACAUGUCCCAACAACUUUGAUGCUAGAAAUUCUAACAAAAACUAAGGCAGCAGUUAAUUCUGUAAGAUGGAGAGAGUAAACGCGUUAGCAAAAACUAAGGCAGCAAUGAUAUUCAGCAAGAGCACAGAUUGCAUGAGCCACAGCAUUGAGACACUUUUCCAUGAACUUGGUGCAAGCCCAGGAGUUCAUGAACUGGAUCACGAUCCUAAAGGACAGGAAAUGGAAUGUGCCUUACAAAAAUUGGGCUGUAAUCCAACUGUGCCUGCAGUCUUUAUUGGUGGAAAGUAUGUGGGCUCAGCAGGAGAUGUGCUUGCUGCUCACCUUAAUGGUUCUCUCAAAGAUAGGCUCAUGCAAGCAAAAGCUAUCUGGCUUUAGCACCACUAUAAUUCAAGAAUAAAGGCAUAUAUUCUAUGCUUGUUUCUCUAUUCAUAAGCUUUAUGUAUCGAUAGUGUUAGAUUUCGGGAAAACUCCUCAAUCGGAGUGAUCCAUUGAUCAAUAUUUAUAGGAUUACAAUGAGAAACCUAAUCAUAUUAGGUAACUACAAGAUAUGUAAAGAUAUCAUAAAGAUAAUCUUAUACAAAAUAUAUCCUAAACCUAGAGGAGAAUGUUCUACAAAUAUUCUCUAUCACACCCCCGUAGGCGGAGCGGGAGAAAAUCGGAUGCUCACACUAGAUCUGAAUCAUGCAUCGACGGUAAGGAUAGUAUGGUACCCCAUGAUCAAAAGAGAAGUAGUAGACAUGUACCGGUGAUGACGAUGAGAAGCAACAUCCAAGACCUACGUACAGUAGAUAUAAGCGUUGUUAGGCCGGAGGAGAAGGAGAAGAGUCGUGCAUAGACUUGGGCCAAGUUGCAGAUCCAGAGAAGAAGAAGCUAAGGGAUCAAACCAUCAUUGGGGAGAAGACACUAGCUUACUACGGGAAAUCACAAUUGAGGAAAAAGAAAUAAAAUUGCUCAAUAAGCUACUAAAAUCCCACCACUUAACCAUUUGAAACAUUUACCUCUUUAAAAAAAAAAAAAAAUAAAUAAAUAAAUAAAAAAUAAAAAAUGACCCACAUAAGGAGAUAAAUCCCACCAAAAAUAACCAAAGUUGCGGCUAUGCACUUGUGAUAAAAAUAAAAAUAAAUUAAAAAAAAGUCAAAAAAAGUAUUGUUGCUAGUGCAAAAAAAAAAUCGAACACCUCUUCUUUAAGUUGUUGUACUGUAGUUGAAUAAGGCUCCAACCAAAGAAUAUGACCUCCGCUAGGGAAGGGGGCUCAGAGCGAGCGAUAUGAAAACUAAUUAAGGUGGUAGAGGGUGACUUUGUUGGUGGUGGUGGUGUUGUUGAGGAAGAUCCUGCCAACAACGACAUUGAGAAAAAAGACUAACAAAAGGGUGGUUCGUGAGUCUGGUUCAACCAAGACUAUUAUAAGUCAUUGGAGAUGGUGAUACAUUAUGCAACCUUGCAAUUCACUCACAGAUUAGGCUAAAGUAGGAGGACUAUGAGUGAGCAAGGUGGCGUAUCAGGUGGAGAACCAAGAGGUAGAGGUGCUGAACAAAUCUUUUGUGUGUGGUGGGAAGUCGGAGCACGAGAGAGGCUGCAGGUGCUGGUCAACCAACGUACUCCAUGAUUAAAUUGCGGAAGCAAAUAAAUUGUGUUUUGUGUAAUUGUUUGUGAAUCCCGCCGAUGGGCUUAAUUUUCUAACCCACCGACAGGGGAAGAGAAAAUUUUAGAUCUAAACAAUUCCAUGAUCUAACCUAAGCUGUGAUACCAUGUCAGAUAAUAUAAGAUAUGUAAAGAUAUCAUAAAGAUAAUCUUAUACAAAAUAUAUCCUAAACCUAGAGGAGAAUAAUCUACGAAUAUUCUCUAUCAGAUAGCUAUGGCGAAAUGUACAGAACUCUAAUACAACUUGCAGUUACUUUGUAAGGAUAGAAAAUGUCAUGCAGCUUACCAAAGAGCCUGCAAAUUAUCCUGUAUUAAGGUGCAAAACCAAUACUUAAAAAGUUAAAAAGUAUAUGUAUAUAUUUGCAAAAAUGACUUAAAAAUCUGACUAGAUCAAAUUUCAGGAAAUCAAAUAGGCAGUUUUUCUUGCAUUAAGUAGUCUUUUGAUUGGCAGGAAUACAUACAUGAAAAUAUCAUUUACGAAUACUCUUUCACUAACAACAGUGCAACACUAUCGAUCAAUGGACUUAGAAUCUCUGUCAAACCAACACUUUUGACUUCACUGCCUCUUUUGGUAGUCAACAUUCUUCCAAAGGAAGAAGACAGCUAAGUUUUUAUGGCCCUGAGAGCUUGGAAAAGCAAAGAGCAUAGGUUCUUUUUAUCAUAUCAGUAAGCAUCUUGCAUCUACAGAUACAAAAACUCUGUUGAAUUUGUGUGCGUUCACAACUGUUUUAACUGUUAUUCUGAAACAUCCAGAAACAUUAAGCUUAUAUUUUAACACUUAUAAUAGCUUCUCAAUUCUUUUCGUUUAUUUUUAUAAAUGUUAUUGCUUUCUGACUACUAAUGUGUGAACAUGAUUGGAAAGAAGAUGUUGUCAGACUGAUACUUGUUUCCCAAUUAAGCAUAACUAAGGCAUCUGAGGGAGAGAAGAGGGGUUCAUACCAAAGAUAAGACGCUAUUAUUUCUAUUAAAGAAAAGGAGUUAUACAGUAAGCAUGAUUAGAAGACGAUGCUAGCCUCCAACUCUCAAUCUAUCUCCAUCCUUGCCUAAGGGGCGAAAAAUGAAUAUAAUAUUAUAUGUAAGGAAACACAUGUGAAAUUUGAGAAUGGAAGAAGGAGGUGGAUUCUUUAUUUUAUAUUUUGUUUUUGGUGCAGUGCAUGAAUAAAGGCUAAAGUUUGCAUGAUUAUGAACGUUCGUUACUUUCCCAAUUGGUAAACCUUGCAUACAUUAUGUUUUACAAAAAUCAACAAAGAGGUGUAAAGAAUGGCUCCAAUAGCAAUGUGAAGAAUCUUACAGGUCCAUCAUGUAUUUAAGAAUCAGGUCAAGUUGAUGAGAACAACGCCGAAUCAUGGCCCAUCAAAAGCUAAUCCUGAUAAAUCUUCUCCAUUGAGAUA